AUGGAUUACAAAUUCAAAUUCUGGAGGCGGAUUUGGUCCUGUGGACUGUGGGCUCUAAACCUUCACUUCCCGAUUUCGCUUGGUGAUUCUUCUGCAUUAAGAGAUUCAGAUGGAAAGAUUCUUCCAGCCAAGCAAGAAAUGCAAUUCAUCUAUUUAACGGACUUCACUGGUUGGAAUCUGUGGGCAGCAAUCAAUGACCGUCCUCUUCUGCCUCUUAGGUUUCAGAACUUGGGCGAGAUGAUGACACUGGGAAGAAACGAUGCUGCAAUUUCACCAAGUUUCAUUGAUGGAUUAACUCUGGAAGGUCCAGUUGGACAUGCAGCGAGGAAAUUUGCAUAUCUGAUAAGAUUGCCCACGGAUGAGCAUCGAAUUAAAGUGGGAAUAAGUUGGCUUGCUAAGCCCGCCAUAGAUUCAGUCGCGUCACUUCAGAGCACCCUUACGAGAGUUCUUUCAGGCUAGCAAAUCAUUUUUUCAUCCAAGCUCUAAUUUUUUUUUAUUAAACCAUUGGCAGUUUUUACCUCGCUUGGUAGUCAUGUUAGAGGAAAAGGAAUUUGACAAUGAUAACUCACCAGUUGUGCAGGUCUAUAGCCUGACGGUCAACUUCUAGAUAACACGUAAUUAAAAGUUCCUAUGGAAGAUCAAUUAUCAUUGUUAUAGUGUUUAAGACCUCAGAAUCAUUUUAAAUAUCAUGUCAUAUAUUCAUGAUACUCUAUGCACGUACUAUUUUGUUUGUUUGGAUGGAAAAUAAUUUGUUGCAUAGAAACACGUAGAAACGAAUCAUAUGAAGAGGGUAGAGAGGAAUGAGUGGGCCAGCGAAUGUACGAACACUUGCUGCUCCGACCAGGUACUAGAAUCGGCAUAAUUG
Syzygium oleosum is the source of this 865-nucleotide messenger RNA. RefSeq names its product alternative NAD(P)H-ubiquinone oxidoreductase C1, chloroplastic/mitochondrial-like. The transcript is spliced from 4 exons. Gene Ontology annotation, biological process: phylloquinone biosynthetic process; aerobic electron transport chain. NCBI's taxonomy places the organism in Eukaryota, Viridiplantae, Streptophyta, Magnoliopsida, Myrtales, Myrtaceae. The coding region runs from base 1 to 459 and encodes 152 amino acids. Gene Ontology annotation, molecular function: NAD(P)H dehydrogenase (quinone) activity. Gene Ontology annotation, cellular component: chloroplast. The record is from RefSeq and is a predicted model, not a curated record.